UUCUGGUUGUUUAAGUCUAAUUGAAGGAAUUCUGAGUGGAGGAUCGAAGGACUCUGCAUUCAUUCUAAAUUUAUGGCUACAUGCUCGGACAGGCUGAGCUGUUCGGAGGCUUUCGUCAUUGAUCUGGCUAGUUUGAUUGUAUAUUGAUUUUUUGAAUUAUUGGAGCUUUGAGGAUUCUAAAAGAAACUUGGGGCCUUGGAACGGGUUGCCUGAGGGGUUGGGAGAUGGACCAUUUGCUUCCGCCUACUGUUGGACCACCAAUAAAACGACGGGCGGGUUUACGAAGGAAACAAGCGGGAAGAGGUUCUUACAGAGGCAGCUAGGGCUAUGAAGAAAAUUUAGGGUUCUCUGUGGUUUAACACUGGGGGUGUUCGUAGGGGAGUCAGAAAUUUGACGGGUGUCGAGAUGGGUACUUACUUGAGGGAAACUCUGAGGAGCCUCUGUCUCAAAACAGAGUGGAAAUACGCAGUCUUUUGGAAGCUUAAACAUCGAGGCCGCAUGAAUUUGACUUGGGAGGAUGCUUACUAUAAUAACCAUGAACUUCAUGACCAUUCAGAGAACUUGUGCUAUAUAGAUACCCUUGUGGAUUUCAAUGAUGGGAGGUAUCAACAGGACCUACUUGGAUUAGCCCUGGCAAAGAUGACAUAUGCUGUUUAUCCUCUUGGUGAAGGCAGGAUUAUCGGCCAAGUGGCAUCGUCUGGAACACAUCAGUGGACUUUUGCAGACAGGCCUGCAUCUGAUUCCUGGUCAUCAUCUGAAUACUAUGAUGGGUGGCAAGCUCAGUUUUCAGCGGGGAUUAGGACCAUUGCUGUUGUUGCUGUAACUCCUCUUGGAGUUGUACAACUUGGCUCUUUAGAUAUGGUUUUCGAGGAUUUGAAUUUGGUGAGUCAUAUCAAGGAUACAAUUUGUUCAUUAAAAAUCUUCUCUACGAGGUUUCUUCCUGAUCCAAUACAAUAUUCUAUGAAGACCACCUCAAGUCUGUCAGAAAUACCGACGAAAACUUCAGAUGUAGAGAUCAUUAAAGAUUGUCUUGGCAUUCUAAAUGAAGGUGUAAGCAACAUAAAGGCAGAUGCUCAACCUAAUUCAGUGCCAUGUUUGGGGAAACACAAUAACAUCCCUCAUGUUCUUCCUCUCUAUGAUCUCUCUCCAAAAGCUUUUGAAAUGGUUGAUAAACAGAAAUGUGUGCAGAUGAAACUGCUCAAGCACAAAAAGUGUAGGGAGGAUACGAAUGGCUGGAAGGAUGUAUGUGUGAGUUCAAGACGCAUUCAUACACUAAUAUCACAUGAUUUCUGUGCUGAGGAUACAAACUUAAAUAAUUUUAUGCUGGAGUCUGGAGUGCAUUGCCCUUUACAGCCUGCAGAUUCUCUUGUAUCUAUGACUUGGAAAGGAGUUAAAUGUGAUAGGAUUAUUAAUCUUCAAAAUGAGGGACUCCAUGCAUCUCAGCCAUUUGAAAUGCAGCAAAGAAAACAUUUGGAGCAGAAGUUGGAGUUACAGACUAAAAUAAAAAAUGUGGAUACUGUUAAUAAUUGGUUAAAUUUCUCUGCUGGAUUUGAGCUGUAUGAAGCCCUCGGUCCAGCUCAUAUUCAACAGGAAUACAAUGAUGAUGCUUGGGGCAAGGCAUUGAUGACAGAAACUGGUGUACCUGUAGAACCAUUGGAGGGGAUGGACAUUAGUCAGUUUAGAUCAGAGUGUGGUUCUGAUCAUCUUCUCGAAGCAGUGGUAACCAAUGCCUGCCUUGGUGUUAACAGUGUUAAAAGUGGGACUUCAUUCUGUGAAUUAUCAGAGUCAGUUGUGACAACUGAAAAAUGCCCACAGACGUUUUUACGGGCUAAGCAUGCUUGUGCGUCAACAGGGGGUCCAAAUGGUGAGUUCUCUCUUGUAGAGGAUGCAAAUGACAAGACUUCUACUAGGGGUUCAACAGAAGCACAUGUAAGAUCUCGAAAGGAAUUAUCUUCCACAACUCUCAGCACAUGUAGUGAACCGUUGCGUGGACAGGUGAAACCAGCUAAAGCUGGCAAAAAGAGGGCUAGACCUGGUGAAACUAGUAGACCUAGACCUAGGGACAGACAAUUGAUCCAAGAUCGUAUUAAGGAUCUCAGAGAGCUUGUGCCUAAUGGUUUGAAGUGCAGUAUUGAUUCACUUCUGGAGCACACAAUCAAGCACAUGCUCUUUCUACAGAGUGUUACUAAGUAUGCUGAUGACAUAAAGAAGUGUGCCGAACCAAUGUUGCAAGAUCAGGGAAUCGAUUUACUAGGUUCUUACAGACCUGAAUAUGGUUCAAGCUGGGUUCUGGAGGUGGGAAGCCAGGCAGUUCGCCCAAUAGUGGUGGAGAAUCUGAACAUGAAUAGGCAGAUACUUGUAGAGAUGUUGUGCGAGGAAUGCAGCCUUUUCUUCGAUAUAGCAGAUUCCCUCAGUGGUCUGGGUCUUACAAUCUUAAAAGGUGUAAUGGAAGUUCGUGGUGAAAAGACAUGGGCAUGCUUUGUCGUUGAGAGUAACAAAGGCUUUCAUAGGAUGGACAUCUUGUGGUCACUUAUGCCGUUGUUGCAGCCCAAGACAAAGAUCUAAUGGCUACUGCUUUGACAGUUCUGGGAUGAUGGUCCAGAAGGUUUUGCGUGUAAUUUCUAGCAAUCAUCUUCAAAGUAUCACCGUUGGUGUUUCUGAAUCAUGCACCUCUCUCUGUUGAGCUAUCUGGUAUCCCUCCAAAUCCAAAAAAAAAAAAAAAAAAAGACAUACCAGUUGUCUCUUGUUACAUUUAAGUGUGAAGGUGACCUACUCUACUCUGCUGCUUGAUGGUUUAGUGAUUGCAAAUUCGGAACCAAAACACAUUGCAAGUGUAUUAAGUAAGAUCUUCAUAUUUCUGGU
Messenger RNA from Telopea speciosissima, 2862 nucleotides. RefSeq names its product transcription factor EMB1444-like. The record is from RefSeq and is a predicted model, not a curated record. NCBI's taxonomy places the organism in Eukaryota, Viridiplantae, Streptophyta, Magnoliopsida, Proteales, Proteaceae. Gene Ontology annotation, molecular function: protein dimerization activity; DNA-binding transcription factor activity. The transcript is spliced from 12 exons. The coding region runs from base 406 to 2565 and encodes 719 amino acids. Gene Ontology annotation, biological process: regulation of DNA-templated transcription.